Messenger RNA from Nestor notabilis (Kea), 1147 nucleotides. It is a transcript of the gene GCNA, whose product is annotated as acidic repeat containing. The annotation marks the transcript as partial. NCBI's taxonomy places the organism in Eukaryota, Metazoa, Chordata, Aves, Psittaciformes, Psittacidae. The transcript has 7 exons. The record is from RefSeq and is a predicted model, not a curated record. Gene Ontology annotation, cellular component: nucleus.
UUUGAAGGACUCAAUCGAUGACAUGGAUGAUUUCUGCUUGGACUUGAAAAUGAGAAAAAGCCCAACAAAGCGUGCACAGAAGGACCUUCAGACCAAGAAGAAGUGGAUGACUCCUGGAAAGAAAAACAGUUGCUGUCGAGAACUGCAGCAUCCAGAGGCUUCAAGUGACACUGAUGAUUCUGUCUUUGUAGAAUCCGACUACCAAAAAGGGGGAGUGAAAGACCUGAAAGAGAAAGAUAUCAAGUCACCCUGUGAGGAUGGCCAGCCUUUGAAAGGGGAGGGAGUCAAGACACCAAGGCCAAAUGCCAUUUCACUUCAAGAAACACCUUCCAGGAUAAUGGUUUCUGCAAGAAUUCCUAGGAAUGAAUUGGUCAGUUGCUCACAGUCAGCAAAGACAGGGGAAAGGCUCAGGGUGUGCUCAGUGCCUGGCUGUUUCUUGCAAGAUCUCUCAAAUCCAGGUUCCCACUAUGUGAAGUAUUUCAAGAAAAAUAAAGAGGAGCUGGCAUGGAAACUCUACUGCCUGUAUAAUAGUACCAUCUUUGAGCAGAAGUUACCAGACAAAAUGGAAAUAAUCUGGAAUAAGAAAAUGAGAAAAACAGCAGGAUAUUGUGUAACUGGGCAGACAGAAGGUCCUGAAGCAAAGCGUUACGCUCGCAUAGAACUCUCUGAGAAAGUCUGUGACUCUGCAGAUCGUCUUCGAGACACGCUGGUUCAUGAGGCUUGCCAUGCAGCCACCUGGCUGAUCAAUGGUGUUCGCGAUGGACAUGGACGAUUCUGGAGAUAUUAUGCCAGUAAAUCAGCUGUGAUUCAUCCAGAACUGCCGAUAGUAACACGUUGCCACAGCUAUGAGAUUAAUUACAAAUUCAUCUAUGAGUGUGUUCUGUGCAAAGCUACGACUGGACGUCAUUCCAAGUCUCUGGACACAGAGCGCUUUGUAUGCGCAUUCUGUGGGGGGCAGCUGGUCCUGAGUCGGCCCACUCAGAAAGGUGGCACUCCUGCUAGGACACAUCUAACGCCCUUUGCAAAGCAUGUGGAAGAAAACUGUGGGCUUACUAAGAGAGAGCAGCAUGGGCUGAGUCCUGCAGAAGUCAUGCAGAAACUCAGUGCUGAUUUUGCUUUAAAAACUAGGCUUCAAGAUUCCUUGUAA